This is a messenger RNA of Penicillium oxalicum, 1782 nucleotides long. RefSeq names its product fungal specific transcription factor domain-containing protein. The record is from RefSeq and is a predicted model, not a curated record. Gene Ontology annotation, molecular function: zinc ion binding; DNA binding. Gene Ontology annotation, biological process: DNA-templated transcription. Bases 1 to 1782 code for a protein of 593 amino acids. The transcript is spliced from 4 exons. NCBI's taxonomy places the organism in Eukaryota, Fungi, Ascomycota, Eurotiomycetes, Eurotiales, Aspergillaceae.
AUGCGGCGGAUCACUGCGACUCAGCAGCAGCAUCAACAACAGCAAAAUCGAGACCAUUGUGAGGAUACAGUGGAUCUUUGCGAGAGGCAACUGAGCCACGCAAAUUCAGGCCGGAGAUCAAAUUCCCCAUCUCCAUGCAAUCGGGGAAUCCCAAGCUCCACAACGUCUGAUCCACCGGCUUCCACGCCAGAGCGUCAUGCCGGCGAUGAGCCUUGUCGGGUAUCAACAUCAUCCUUGGUCCUACAACUUUGUGUCUACAGACUGCGCCUGUUCCCGGUAUGGCCAAUCGUUGAUGUCGAGGAGAUCAUGGGCUCACUUCACCGAGACGCGGGAAAUCUCGACGCAUAUGCUCUGGCCACUGCAAUCGGGGCGGCGACCAUCGCUCAGCUCAAGCUUGAUAGCCCGGAAAGCGGAAACAUGGCAAUGGCGGCUUCGAUGGAAGCCGAAUGUCAGGGAGCCAUUGACCAUAUUCGACGAAAACAACAAAGCUCGGAUCUGAAUAUCAACUCCAUUCGUGUGUCUUUCUUUCUGCAUGUCUAUCAUGAGAAUAGCGCACCAGGAGGUCCGAGGUCGUUGCUAUACCUGCGAGAAGCAAUCAGCAUUGCUCAGAUCAUGGGCUUGCAUCGUGAAUCAAGUUAUGUACAUUUGACAACGCGUGAGCAGCGUAUGCGACAGCGGAUUAUGUCAUUGUUAUUUGUCACUGAGAGAGGAGUGGCAAUGCUUCACAAGUUGCCCGUCAUUCUGCAAUUCAAUAGCAGAUUUGUCAAUCUUGACGAGUCUGACGAUGAGACUCACGUACUGCCCGCAUUUAAGAAGUUGGUGACUCUCUUCUCAUUAAUUGACCAGUCUGGUGUGUUUGCUUCACUUCACAACUCAGACGAAGUUCAACCUUUUGAUGGCAUCAGUGCCAUCAACCGGGGCACCUUCAGUAGCCUCCAGCGUCAGCUGCGAGAAGCUGCGUUUCAAUUACGCGAGACGAACGACAUUCAGAUGGCAGACAUCUGGGUUACAACCCAGUGGAUGCAAGCAAUAUUGUGGAGAGCAUCGAUGAGUAGAAGAUUUGCAACCUUUGACACGCCUCAACAGCCAGUCACAUCGCUUUCGCAUCCAAUACAAAUUGCAAAGGAUUUCCUGGAAGCUAUGUCUCGACUUCCGAGUUCUGCACUUGAGGCCCACGGUCCCGCAAUGGAAUACAAGAUCUUUGAAAUUGCAAAGGCAGUGACCGACUCAGUAACAACGGGGCUCAACGAUCCGACUAUCUCGAUUGAGCUCUCCAGAGACAUUCUCCACCGGUUACAGAGCAAACUAGCCUCCUUUCGAGGCGGAAACAAAACACUUCUCUCGCUGCUCCAUGCUCGUAUAUCGGCGGCAUUGCAAGACACAAACCAACGAAUAUAUAAUGACUCUCCUCCCCAGGACGAUCGGCCUGUGUCAUCAUUUAGCCAAGGGAAGCACAUAUAUUAUCCCGAUCAUCAAAUCCAGCCUUUACCCCUGGUUGGACCGGUGCCCCUCCGGAAUUUCGGUACCCACGGAGACAUGGCAUCUCGGCCAGGACAAAAAUCUCCACAUGCCAUGAACGACAGUCUUUCAACUUUACAUCUCAUGUCCUGGGACCACAAUUUACCCGAAGGCUUUCAGUCUCCUCAUCAAGAUGCACUGCUCUCCAGCACCCUCGCUGACCUCGAUGCUGCGGGUGCGAUGGAGCUUCUUUUUGCUAAUAGUGCCAUGUGGGAUUCGGUUGAGAAUUGGGAUUUCCAAGCGACGGAGGGAGCAGCGGUAUAA